This is a messenger RNA of Sphenostylis stenocarpa, 1263 nucleotides long. The record is from the annotation of a GenBank genome assembly. NCBI's taxonomy places the organism in Eukaryota, Viridiplantae, Streptophyta, Magnoliopsida, Fabales, Fabaceae.
AUGGAGGUGCAGUUAGUUCGUCAGGGUUUUGGUUUUGAUUAUGUCCGUAAAAGAAAGAAAUGGAUCUUCAUUUUGUGUGCUGUUGGGUUCGGUGGGUUCAGCGCUUACAAGCUCUAUCACGCGCCUUCUGUGGUUCGUAAGAGAAAGAGGCUUUCGAAGCUUCUGGCUGCAUUGGCUUCCGUAGCGGAGGCCGUAUCCGAAUCUGCAGAUACCAUUGGAAUCGUAUCCAGAGACGUCAAGGAUUUUCUGCAGUCCGAUUCAGAUCAAAUCCCCAAUAGCUUGAAGCAAAUUUCCAAGAUUGCUCGCUCCCAACACUUGUCGGAGUCCUUGGUUACCGUUACCAGUGCUGUCACCGUCGGAGUCUUGCGCGGUUAUCAAUCUAUGAACCGGACUGGGGGUGAUCAAACCGGUUCAACCGUCGUGGAUCGGGUGCUUGACAAAAUGCUUACACCAGCUGGGUCGGGUUUUGCUUCCGUCGUUCUUGGAAGCUUUGCUAGGAACCUGGUUCUUGCGUUUUAUUCGGAUCAACAUACCCGUGGGGAGUCCAACUCGAGUAAUGGGACUAGUGGUGUCGCACAUGUUGGAUCCAAUUCGGAUCCUGUUCUUGCUUGGGUGGAUGUAGUUUGUGGAGAUAGGUGUGGGGAACUAAUUGGGAAUUGUGUGCAAUUGUUUGUGAGCACCGCGGUUGCGGUUUAUCUUGACAAGACCAUGCAUAUCAACACCUAUGAUGAUUUCUUUGCUGGCUUAACUAACCCGAAACAUGAGACCAAUGUGAGGGAAAUGUUGGUUUCUGUUUGUAAUGGUGCCGUGGAGACUCUCAUCAAGACGUCUCACAAAGUAUUAACAAGUUCUGGUGCUGAUGUUGGUUCGGGUUCGGGUUCAUAUUUGGCUAUUAGAAAAACUCUGAUAAAUGAGGAUUUGGGUGGAGGAAUGUCUUCGAUUCAAUCGAAGGUUGAUGAUGAUUAUGAUGAAGAAAAUAAGAGUGGCUGGGUGAACAAGAUUUCCUCAACUUUGGCGGUUCCCAGUAAUAGGAGGUUUGUUCUUGACAUGACCGGAAGGGUGACAUUUGAGACUGUUAGGUCGUUCAUGGAGUUUGUUUUGCAGAUAUUUUGUGCUUCAGUGACGAGAUUUGUUCAUGUUGUUCAAGAGGCAGUACUUGAGAUUGUGAGAUAUGUUGCAGCGAAAUCCUCUGUUAUUGUGGCUAUAUGUCUCUCGUUGUGCUUGCACAUAAUGGGUGGAGGCUGGGCUUUGGUGCCUGCUUAA